AUGGCCAGCAGCGACGCGCAGGUGCCCCCGCCCUCGGGCUACAUCGGCUCCCUGACGCCGGAGGAGUCGGCCACGCUGGAUAAGCUGCGCAGCUGGCUGGUGGCCGACUACACCGGGUCGGCGCUCGCCCGGCCACCCAUCUCGGUGGUUGUCGAAGGAGUGACCAUCACCAAUGGCACCGUCGAGGAUGGGGGCCAGCUCUUCCGUGACUCGAUGGUCGAGAACUUCCUGGCCGAGGUGAAUGAUGACCGCGCCCUCCUUCGCUUUCUCCGCGCCCGGCGCUGGGUCCCGGAGAAGGCGUAUGAAUCCUUCAUCCAAGCCAUGGCCUGGCGUCGGUCCUUCGGCGUCCUGUCGCUGGACGACUCGUGGGGGUGCCGGCCAGCACGCCCUUUUUGA
Fonticula alba is the source of this 396-nucleotide messenger RNA. RefSeq lists its product as hypothetical. The transcript has 3 exons. Bases 1 to 396 code for a protein of 131 amino acids. Lineage: Eukaryota; Rotosphaerida; Fonticulaceae. The record is from RefSeq and is a predicted model, not a curated record.